Messenger RNA from Sorghum bicolor (sorghum), 852 nucleotides. RefSeq names its product chaperone protein dnaJ 20, chloroplastic. The coding region runs from base 119 to 637 and encodes 172 amino acids. NCBI's taxonomy places the organism in Eukaryota, Viridiplantae, Streptophyta, Magnoliopsida, Poales, Poaceae. The record is from RefSeq and is a predicted model, not a curated record. Gene Ontology annotation, cellular component: chloroplast. The transcript has a single exon.
UAUACACGCCAUAGCCAUCGAUCUCCGCCGCAGCUCCAUCAUCGAUCGCUCUCGAUCAGUCACCAGCAAAUACAACCUGUGUGUGUGUUGCGCCUACAUCUCAGGCAGCAAGCUAGCCAUGAGCACCGGCACCAUCCCCUUCGUGCGAUGCGCUACCAGUACCACGGUUAGCACCGCCACCGUCUUUGGCCGGAAGAGCCGCCGCCGUUGCAACGUGACAGCAAUGGCGACGGCAACGUCGUCGACGGGACGGGGUUCCGAGACCGAGAGCAUGAGGAGGGACUACUACAAGGUGCUGUCCCUGGAGCACCGGCCCGACGUGGGCGCGGAGGAGAUCAAGCGCGCGUACCGGCGGCUGGCGCUGCGGCACCACCCCGACGUGUGCCCGCCGUCGCGGCGCGCCGAGUCCACGGAGCACUUCCUCGAGCUGCGGCGCGCCUACGAGACGCUCUCCGACCCGGCGCGGAGGGUUCGGUACGACGCCGGCCUGAGGACGACAGACGGCGGGGAGGUGGCGAGGCCCAGGCCCGGCGUUGCGUGCGCGAGGAGCGUGUGGGAGUCCCAGCUGAGCGUGCUGCGCGCGCGCUCCGAGCAACGGCAGCGAGCGCGGAGCAGCCAGCCGCAGCGGCCGGUUUGAUUGGGUGCACGACGCGGGACAACAGAGUAGACGAUCCGUCUUCUGAUUCAUUCUUUGAUUAAUGAUUGUGCUUCAAUAAAGCACGACCAAAGUGCCUUUAUUUUUUUCCCAGUUCAUUCAUUAUAUCUGAAGGACCCUUGACUCAUAUGGCAUCUGUUGUUUACUGGGAUGUACUACAUUUUGUGUGAAAUGAAUGAAUAAAGAGGCCUUGACUA